Coregonus sp. 'balchen' is the source of this 10806-nucleotide messenger RNA. NCBI's taxonomy places the organism in Eukaryota, Metazoa, Chordata, Actinopteri, Salmoniformes, Salmonidae. The record is from the annotation of a GenBank genome assembly.
UUUUGUGAGUGUAAUUGGGAGGUGACUUUCAACAAUACAACACCAUGUGCCUUAAGAGGGUCAUCUGUGGUGUUUGGAUGCAGUUAUGUCUACCCCUCAGACCAGACUAUAACAAACACCUUCUGGAAGUUCCAGACUCAAAAAGAGGACAAUAAUUUCUUUGAGGCCCAGCAAUAUGGAGGACGUGUAGAAUACCUUGGAAAUAGAGAACACAACUGCACCUUGAGAAUUAAUAACCUAAUUAGUAGUGAUGCAAAUUCAUACCUCUUCAGAUUUAAGACAGUUAACAAUGGUGGCAAAUCAAAUGCAUGGAACAGUAAAACAUGGGUUACACUAACUCUGACAGGUAAUUUUUCUACCAGAAAUAAAUCCCACUCUCAUAACACUAUAAAACAUUCAGUGAUGACUGUGUUUCUUACUCCUCUCUACCAGGGCUGACAGCUGUAGUAAAACCUGCCACUGUAGGAGAGGGAGAGAAGGUGACACUAAUGUGUGCCACAACCUGUACACUGAGUGACCAUACCACUAUUGUCUGGUUCAGGGAUGGACACUCAGUACCCAACACAGAGUUCCUGGCCAGCAUUGAGGAUUCUGGUAGAUACCAAUGUACUGUUCAAGGUCAAGAUAAUCUCACCUCUACUCCAGUGUCUCUUGAUGUCCAAUGUGAGUUAAUACCUGAUCUACUAGACAUGAGCACAUCAUAUCACUGUAUGCAUUUUAGAAUAAGGCUGUAACAUAACAAAAUGUGGAAAAAGUCAAGGGGUCUGAAUACUUUCCCGAAUGCACUGUACAUUCAAAGCGCUGCACCAAGGAUGUGCUGCCUCUGAAAUGUGUUCAUUUAAUUGCAUUAUAUUCCUAAGAAAGUUAAAAGAAACAUUUUUGUUUUCUGUUAAAAUAAUAGGAUGAAUUUAGAAAGACCUAUGUAGAUAGCAUGGUGUUUUCACAUAUAACAGCCCUUGUUCUGUUGGUGUGAAUGUCAAUGUGAUUGAUAGCAAAUUUGAAUUGAAUAUGACACACAGCAGUGUCUAUUUGCUGAGCGUGGCGGUGUUUUUGCAUUGUGGUUACUUUUGACAGGGUACGUAUGGUGAGAGGAAAUAACACAGUGAUGGCUACUAACGAAAUGCAAAACUGUUCUGAGAACAUUAAUAAAUAUAUUCUGACCCAUUAUAUUUACUGGAACCACUAAUAGGGAUGAAAGUUCAAUCUUGUGGUUUUGUGAAAUACACAGACAACCAAAUGUGUGGUGAGAGGUACUAUAGCAGUGUUGUGGUUCUAUAUAGAGAAAUAUGCUUAACAUCAUAUAAACACUUGUAACCUUACUCCCUCUCCUACAGAUGCUCCAAAGAAUGUCACAUUGUCAGUCAGUCCAUCUGGAGAUGUUGUUAAGGGUAUCUCAGUCACUCUCACCUGCAGCUGCAGUGCAAACCCUACUGUGUUGAGCUACAUCCUGUAUAAGGAGAGUGGACAGCCCCUUACAAAUCUAACACCAGCACAGAGUCACACCAUUCAUAACAUCCAUCCAGGGGACAGUGGAGGAUACUACUGUGAUGCCAGAAACAGUAUCAACACAGGCAGAUCUAAUGUAACUACCCUCAAUGUUCAGUGUGAGUAUUGGCAGUUUAAUUUGGUGCUAAAGAACUGUAGGCCAACAUGAGUCACUUUGUGAUGCCAGUUCCUUUUGGAAGAAAUGUACAGUGCAUUGCAAAAGUAUUCAUCUCCCUUAGCGUUUUUCCUAUUUUGUUGCAUUACAACCUGUCAUUUAAACAGAUUUUUAUUUGGAUUUCAUGUAAUGGACAUACACAAAAUAGUCCAAAUUGGUGAAGUAAAAUGAAAAAAAUAACGUGUUUCAAAAAAUUCAAAAAAAUAAAUAACGGAAAAGUGGUGCGUGCAUAUGUAUUCCCCCCCUUUGCUAUGAAGCCCCUAAAUAAGAUAUUGUGCAACCAAUUACCUUCAGAAGUCACAUAAUUAGUUAAAUAAAGUCCACCUGUGUGCAAUCUAAGUGUCACAUGAUCUGUCACAUGAUCUCAGUAUAUAUACACCUGUUCUGAAAGGCCCCAGAGUCUGCAACACCGCUAAGUAAGGGGCACCACCAAGCAAGCGGCACCAUGAAGACCAGGAAGCUCUCCAAACAGGUCAGGAACAAAGUUGUGGAGAAGUACAGAUCAGGGUUGGGUUAUAAAAAAAUAUCAGAAACUUUGAACAUCCCACGGAGCACCAUUAAAUCCUUUAUUAAAAAAUGGAAAGAAUAUGGCACCACAGCAAACCUGCCAAGAGAGGGCCGCCCACCAAAACUCAGGACCAGUCAAGGAGGGCAUUAAUCAGAGAGGCAACAAAGAGACCAAAGAUAACCCUGAAGGAACUGCAAAGCUCCACAGCGGAGAUUGGAGUAUCUGUCCAUGGGACCACUUUAAGCCGUACACUCCACAGAGCUGGGCUUUACGGAAGAGUGGCCAGAAAACAGACACUGCUUAAGAAAAAAAUAAGCAAACACGUUUGGUGUUCAUCAAAAGGCAUGUGGGAGACUCCCCAAAUAUAUGGAAGAAGGUACUCUGGUCAGAUGAGAUUAAAAUCAAGCUUUUUGGCCAUCAAGGAAAACGCUAUGUCUGGCGCAAACCCAACGCCUCUCAUCACCCCGAGAACACCAUCCCCACAGUGAAGCAUGGCCGUUGACAGCAUCAUGCUCUGGGGAUGUUUUUCAUCGGCAUGGACUGGGAAACUGGACAGAAUUGAAGGAAUGAUGCAUGGCGCUAUAUGUAACCAACUUCACAUAUCCCCCCAGAAAAAGGCACAAAAUGUACACCCACACUUCAGGUUGACUCUGUUUUUAUCUGCAGUAAAAGAUAUCAAACAGUGAUUACAGGCAUUGACAGGACGGUCACAGCCACACGUUCACUGCUCUCAGAAUAUCUCUCUCAGCCUGAAUCCACAAAGUGAUCGUAUAGUAUACAUGCGUUGUGUUUAGAAAAUAACAAAAAUACAGAAAAGCAUACCUGCAGUAAAAGAUAUCAAACAGUGAUGACAGGCAUUGACAGGACGGUCACAGCCACACGUUCACUGGUUAGGUAGGACACAAGAUAUAUAUUAGAUAGGAGCAACAGUAGUGAUACAGUGGGGGAAAAAAGUAUUUAGUCAGCCACCAAUUGUGCAAGUUCUCCCACUUAAAAAGAUGAGAGAGGCCUGUAAUUUUCAUCAUAGGUACACGUCAACUAUGACAGACAAAUUGAGGAAAAAAAAUCCAGAAAAUCACAUUGUAGGAUUUUUAAUGAAUUUAUUUGCAAAUUAUGGUGGAAAAUAAGUAUUUGGUCACCUACAAACAAGCAAGAUUUCUGGCUCUCACAGACCUGUAACUUCUUCUUUAAGAGGCUCCUCUGUCCUCCACUCGUUACCUGUAUUAAUGGCACCUGUUUGAACUUGUUAUCAGUAUAAAAGACACCUGUCCACAACCUCAAACAGUCACACUCCAAACUCCACUAUGGCCAAGACCAAAGAGCUGUCAAAGGACACCAGAAACAAAAUUGUAGACCUGCACCAGGCUGGGAAGACUGAAUCUGCAAUAGGUAAGCAGCUUGGUUUGAAGAAAUCAACUGUGGGAGCAAUUAUUAGGAAAUGGAAGACAUACAAGACCACUGAUAAUUUCCCUCGAUCUGAGGCUCCACGCAAGAUCUCACCCCGUGGGGUCAAAAUGAUCACAAGAACGGUGAGCAAAAAUCCCAGAACCACAAGGGGGGACCUAGUGAAUGACCUGCAGAGAGCUGGGACCAAAGUAACAAAGCCUACCAUCAGUAACACACUACGCCGCCAGGGACUCAAAUCCUGCAGUGCCAGACGUGUCCCCCUGCUUAAGGCAGUACAUGUCCAGGCCCGUCUGAAGUUUGCUAGAGUGCAUUUGGAUGAUCCAGAAGAGGAUUGGGAGAAUGUCAUAUGGUCAGAUGAAACCAAAAUAUAACUUUUUGGUAAAAACUCAACUCGUCGUGUUUGGAGGACAAAGAAUGCUGAGUUGCAUCCAAAGAACACCAUACCUACUGUGAAGCAUGGGGGUGGAAACAUCAUGCUUUGGGGCUGUUUUUCUGCAAAGGGACCAGGACGACUGAUCCGUGUAAAGGAAAGAAUGAAUGGGGCCAUGUAUCGUGAGAUUUUGAGUGAAAACCUCCUUCCAUCAGCAAGGGCAUUGAAGAUGAAACGUGGCUGGGUCUUUCAGCAUGACAAUGAUCCCAAACACACCGCCCGGGCAACGAAGGAGUGGCUUCGUAAGAAGCAUUUCAAGGUCCUGGAGUGGCCUAGCCAGUCUCCAGAUCUCAACCCCAUAGAAAAUCUUUGGAGGGAGUUGAAAGUCUGUGUUGCCCAGCGACAGCCCCAAAACAUCACUGCUCUAGAGGAGAUCUGCAUGGAGGAAUGGGCCAAAAUACCAGCAACAGUGUGUGAAAACCUUGUGAAGACUUACAGAAAACGUUUGACCUGUGUCAUUGCCAACAAAGGGUAUAUAACAAAGUAUUGAGAAACUUUUGUUAUUGACCAAAUACUUAUUUUCCACCAUAAUUUGCAAAUACAUUCAUUAAAAAUCCUACAAUGUGAUUUUCUGGAGAAAAAAAUUCUCAUUUUGUCUGUCAUAGUUGACGUGUACCUAUGCUGAAAAUUACAGGCCUCUCUCAUCUUUUUAAGUGGGAGAACUUGCACAAUUGGUGGCUGACUAAAUACUUUUUUCCCCCACUGUACAUACCCUCAAUGUGAAGUAAUAUGAAGACAUAAAUACAGAGCACAAGUACAACCCUUUUAUAUAAACCUUUUAAGGUAGUAAGAAAAUAAACAUUCACUUAAUUUCAAUAAGUCACCUGCUAGCAAAUCACCUGCUGGCAAUAGCUAGUGUGACGUUGUAGUGCAGUGACCAAUGGUGCUAGUUAGCUCACCAUUAACAUGGCAAGCUAAGCCAGCAAAAACUUGGUUAACUUGCUGAAAUAGGUCUUCAAUACAUUAAUGGCAAAAUAAAUAUAUACAGUACAUAGCCACAUUUGCAAUUGACUUUAGGAUAUAUGAACCAGUUUUCCAAAAACACUUAUGUUAUACAGUUUUAAACAGUUUUUAUAUACAGAUGAAGGAGACACAAACCUGCUCUCAGAAUAUCUCUCUCAGACUGAGGAGCAGGCAGACCAACAUCCCAAAUAGGGGAGAAGCACUCAAAACCCACUAGUUGUUCUUUUUUUUUUAAAUGGUAAAAAAAAUGGUAAGUCCUAAGACCUCUGGUAUUACCAACCUUAAUACAAUGGCAGCAAAUAUUAUUAUGAAUUCAGUAACACAAAAUUAAAGGAAACUUUAUUUAUAUCACCCCUUUUCCUGAAGUGAAUGGUUUCACCCAUGGUUCUGCACGCUCAAGUUUUCUGUUUUCUUGUCUUAUUUCUUGUUUGUUUCAUUAAAAAAAAUAUUUUGGAUCUUCAAAGUGGUAGGCAUGUUGUGUAAAUCAAAUGAUACAAACCCCAUAAAAAUCUAUUUUAAUUCCAGGUUGUAAGGCAACAAAAUAGGAAAAAAUGCCAUUGUAUGCCUUGUUGACGCUGUGUGAAAGAAAAAAGGCUAUUUGAUGUACUCGCAGCUAUUUGUUUUCACUUGCAGACCCUCCUGAGGACAUCUCAGUAACAGUCAGUCCCUCUGGUCCAGUGGUAGAGGGCAGCUUUGUGAAUCUGACCUGCAGCAGCCAUGCUAAUCCAGCAGUGAGCUACAGCUGGUACAGAGUCAAUGGGAGCACCCCUGUCCAGUCAGGGACUCAGUUGUUAUUUGAGGCUGUCUCUCCUGCUAACUCAGGGAGGUAUUACUGUGAGGCAUGGAACAAACAUGGAGUCCUCAACUCAUCACUCCUGUUUCUUGAUGUUCUGUGUAAGUUAACGAUGCUUGCUGUGAGGGAUGUCAGUUUUUUGUGCUAAAUUGUGUGUGCUUUCUUUAUAGGGAAGCAGGUUGUGAAAACGUUAUGUUGUUUAGCAAGACAGUUUAAUCACACUGCAACAGUUUUCCACAACAGUGUAAACAUAACGGGUCAGCAGAGUUGGAGUCAAUCUCAAUUCAAUUCCUGUCUGUUGAAUUGGACAUGAAAUACAGUAUAUCCUUAGGAAGCAAUGCAAUCUCAGUCUGUCAGGAAUGUAGAUUACAUUGACACCUACCCUGUUGGCCAGGGCCUGAUUUCCCAAAAUCAUCUUAAGGCUGUGUUAAUAGUUAGUCUGCUAAAUGGCAUAUUAGAACCUUCGUAGGAGUAUCGUUAAAUCGCUGAGGAAUUUCGUAAAAACCGUCAUUUCUAAAUUACACUUGAAAACGCUUGUUAUUUACCAUCUGCCUCAGAUCACUCGAAGAACAGCUAAGUGCGUCAUUAGAUGCGUUUUUCCCCUACCAUGUCACAUUAUACAGAGAAGAUCUCCGCUAAACAUAGAAUCAAGAUGUUUAUCUGUCUCUCUGUGACCGUCAAUAACUUCACAAUGAAGUUGACAAAAAAUUCAAAGUUGCCAAUGUCUUUGCAAUUGCUACAAACAAGUGAAGGAUAAAAAUAUGUUUCAAAUAAAAACAGAGAUAACUGAAUUAAAACUGAAUAUAAAAUAAAAUUAUGAUAAAUCUGUAACUGUAAUCUGUUACUUUACCAGCAAAAAUAUUGUAAUCGGAUUACAGAUACUUUUGAAAAAGUAGAUGAUUACUUCUAGGAUUACUUUUACAUUCAGAAACAAUGUUUUGGGAAAAAAAUUGUCAAUGACAUUCACAUCAGUUUGUUCUGCCUGAGUGUGUGACCACAAGUCAGAGACCACUAUGAUGACACACAAAAUGCAUUUGCUGGAUCACGGGAAAAGAGCAGGAAUAGGCUUUUGUAGGCUACAGUCCAAGCAAGAUAUGUCUUCCAUUGGUGCGACUGCUGUCGGCAUCCAAAGAUUAUCCAACUUGAAUAUUUAAAAAAUACCCACAUUUGGGUAUUUUAAAUGUGGUCAUCCUAUUGUUAAUGCAAUAGAAUCCUACUCCGAUGCGUUCUCCCUACAACAAUAUCUCUUGCAUAAUUUGUUUUGAAUACUAAGUCUUGCAUAGUUUGUUUUGUUUCGGUAUGUUGCAUUGAAAGUGGCUAAUAUUAUGUUGAUUCUAUCAUAGUUCCCACAGUAAAAGGAAACAUUGAUAGUGUUAACUAAUGGGCAAAACUCUAGAAAGUUGAGUGAAGUUCAAGCUCGUGCUUCUCUGGCUGAUAUUUCUUCUGCAUGGCAGUCCCUGAGGAGCUGAGUGUCACAGUUUAGAGGGAACAUUGGUAACUGGUAACUGUAACAGAUUACAUUUAGAAAGUAACCUACCGAACACUGAGUAUAGGCGACACAUACAGUGUAUUCGGAAAGUAUUCAGACCCCUUGACUUUUUCCACAUUUUCUUACUUUACAGCCUUAUUCUAAAUGUAUUAAAUUGUUUUGUUUUUCUCAUCAAUCUACACACAAUACCCCAUAAUGACAAAGCAAAAACAUUUUUGUAGAAAGUUUUGCUAAUCAUAAAAAACAGAAAUGAAAAUAUCACAUUUAUAUAAGUAUUCAGACCCUUUACUCAGUAUUUUGUUGAAGCACCAUUGGCAGCGAUUACACCCUCGAGUCUUCUUGGGUAUGACGCUACAAGCUUGGCACAUCUGUAUUUGGGGAGUUACUCCCAUUCCUCUCUGCAGAUCCUCUCAAGCUCUGUCAGGUUGGAUGGGGAGCAUUGCUGCACAGCUAUUUUCAGGUCUCUCAAGAGAUUUUCGAUCGGGUUCAAGUCCGGGCUCUGGCUGGGCCACUCAAGGACAUUCAGAGACUUGUCACGAAGCCACUCUUGCAUUGUCUUGGCUGUGUGCUUAGGGUCAUUGUCGUGUUGGAAGGUGAACCUUCACCCAAGUCUGAGGUCCUGAGUGCUCUGGAACAGGUUUUCAUCAAGGAUCUCACUUUACUUUGCUCCGUUCAUCUUUCCUUCGAUCCUGACUAGUCUCCCAGUCCCUGCCACUGAAAAACAUCAACACAGCAUGAUGCUGCCACCACCAUGCUUCACCAUAGGGAUGGUGCCAGGUUUCCUCCAGACGUGACACUUCGCAUUCAGGCCAAAGAGUUCAAUCUUGAUUUCAUCAGACCAGAGAAUCUUGUUUCUCAUGGUCUGAGUCUUUAGGUGCCUUUUGGCAAACUCCAAGUGGGCUGUAAUGUGCCUUUUACUGAGGAGUGGCUUCCAUCUGGCCACAAUACUAUAAAUGCCCGAUUGGUGGAGUGCUGCAGAGAUGGUUGUCCUUCUGGAAGGUUCACCCAUCUCCACAGAGGAACUCUAGAGCUCGGACAGAGUGGCCAUCGGGUUCUUGGUCACCUCCCUGACCAAGGCCCUUCUUCCCCGAUUGCUCAGUUUGGCCGGGCGGCCAGCUGUAGGAAGAGUGUUGGUGGUUCCAAACUUCUUCCAUUUAAGAAUAAUGGAGGCCACUGUGUUCUUGGGGACUUUCAAUACUUCAGAAAUGUUUGAAUACCGUUCUCCAGAUCGGUGCCUCGACACAAUCCUGUCUCAGAGCUCUACAGAGAAUUCCUUCGACCUCAUGGCUUGGUUUUUGCUCUGACAUGCACUGUCAACUGUUGGACCAUUUAUAGACAGGUGUGUGCCUUUCCAAAUCAUGUCCAAUCAAUUGAUUUUACCACAGGUGGACUCCAAUCAAGUUGUAGAAACAUCUCAAGGAUGAUCAACGGAAACAGGAUGGACUUGAGCUCAAUAGUCUCAUAGCAAAGGGUCUGAAUACUUAUGUAAAUAAGGUAUUUCUGUUUUUUAUUUUUAAUAAAUUUGAAAACAUUUCUAAAAACAGGUUUUCAUUUUGUCAUUAUGGGGUAUUGUGUGUAGAUUGCUGAGAAAUAAAUUAUAUUUAAUCAAUUAUAGAACAUGGCUGUAACGUAACAAAAUGUGGAAAAAGUCAAGGGGUCUGAAUACUUUCCGAAGGCACUGUAGGCCUAUAUAAUUAAAGAAUAUUGAAAUCAAUUUAAUGUUCAUUCAAUUGACUUCUAUUUUGCUAAUUGUAGGCUCCUGUCUGUCAUUUCUGCCUGAAUAUUUUUUAUUAUGUGUAACGUGCGCAAUUUUGUGCCAAAUCUUGAUUUAGUGUAUUAUUAUAGGGUAAGCAUUAGAAUAAGCUGCCUCAAUAUUUGCAGCCGUAGGUAAUAUCUUUCUAGUAGCUGAUGCUUUGUCAGUAUUGUGGAAUCAUUCUAACGUUAAGCUAAGAUUUGAAUGGAGAAAGCUGAUCCGAGGACAGCGUUGCCUUUCUUUCAAUCCUUAGCAAACGUUCUCUCUGCAUGGUGUUUAGGAAAGAUGCAUAAUUAAAACACUCUUAAGCCUAAAUUCCAUCACUAUCAGGAAUCCGGGCCCAGGACUGUUUAUUAAUCAUUACUUAAUAUCGAGCAGUCAGCACCUUUCUGCUUGCUUUAGAUGCCCCAAGGAACACCUUGGUGUCAGUCAGUCCCUCUGGUCCAGUGUUAGAGAGAAGCUCUGUGAAUCUGACCUGCAGUAGCCAUGCCAACCCAGCAGUGGAGAACUACACCUGGUUUAAGAAGGAUGGAGCAGACACCUCACAGACAGGGUCAGGAGAAAUAUUGAGAUUGACCUCUCUAAUCUCAUCUGACAGUGGACAGUACUUCUGUGAGGCCAGGAACAGAGAAGGGGCUCACAACUCUACUGUGGUUCCUCUGACCAUACAGGGUGCCAAUCAUGGUGAGUGUGGAGGGAAAUGUCCUGUUCUCCUGAAUCAAUAUGUUCUAAAUGUGAAUUCCCUUCUCUUGAAUGUAUUUUGUUCAUGUACCCUGUGUCUUUUUCAGCUACAAAUACUGUCCAAAUGCUAGUUUACAUUGGUUCCGCGCCCACAGCUUUCAUGGUGAUCAUUACUCUUGUGUUCCUAUGGAUGUGGUAAGUCUAGCAACAUUGUGUACUCAGUUCAAUAUCAUAAUGCAGAGUAUGAUGGCCUUGUGGUACCUAUUUGUCCCCCCAAAGAAGUGUGUUUUCUUUGACAGGAAGAGCCCGUUCAAAUUAUGUCAAAAGACUGCUGUGGACAAAAAGGUGAGUAGAACACAGCAUAUACACUCUAAUUCACAAUACCAAUAGCAUGUCAGUGCAAUAGUGUUAUCUGAAGGUUUGAACGCAUUAAGUGUUCAUGGUACUUGAACAACAUUCAAGCACAAGCUUCUAUUCCUCCCCAGUAACAAGAUAUUUAGUUUAACCAACAGAUGAAAAUACGGUGAGUAGUCAAUAUAUCAAACAUUUUGUCUUGUUUUUGACUGAUUCCAUCUUUCAGGACGAUCAAAACCCAGUCUUAUCCAGUAGAAGGACCAGUAAUGACCCAGCCACACAGGAAACUAGAACGGAGGAACAGGAACAUGCCCUCUAUGCCAACGUUCAACUGCCUCCCUCUCACACCCACCACCAAGACAGUUCUAUGUACUCUGUGGUCCAGCCACCACCUCCGCAGAACCCUCCAGACCCUCAUUACGCUACCUUUGACUUCCAGCAGUUCCACAGCUCCAUCGACAGAGCCCAAUUCUCCAGACCCCAUGGAGAGGAUGAUGUUAUAUACUCCAUGGUGAAAGCCAGACAGGCCAAUGUGGCAGACAACCUCCAGUAUGCCAGCAUCCAGUUCCCCCUCCCCAGUCCUACUGCCAGGUAGGAGUGCACUCACUAUCAGUUCAGUCCUUUUCCAUAUAACCUAUUUCAGGAAGUCAGUUUAUUUAAAAUGUUUAAUAUACUCAUACAACAACUCUAUUUGAUUUUUGCAGGCCAGAAGAAAGUUUAGAGGCGGACCAUUCUGUUAUCUACUCCACUGUUGCCAAACCUGAAGCC